This is a messenger RNA of Wallemia mellicola CBS 633.66, 438 nucleotides long. Its product is annotated as UPF0172-domain-containing protein. Gene Ontology annotation, cellular component: EMC complex. The record is from RefSeq and is a predicted model, not a curated record. The coding region runs from base 1 to 438 and encodes 145 amino acids. The transcript is spliced from 5 exons. Lineage: Eukaryota; Fungi; Basidiomycota; Wallemiomycetes; Wallemiales; Wallemiaceae.
AUGUCGAUAAACGCACAAAUCCAUUCAAAGAUAAUCGCACAUGCAGGCAAAUACCCGGAAUGUGCUAUAAAUGGUAUCUUGAUUGGCAGAUUAGAUGAUAAGAAUGUAGAACUAGUUGACGCUAUACCCGUACAACACCUCUGGAACAAGCUAUCACCUGUAUUGGAAAUGGCAUUACAACUCGUCGAAAUACACGCUAACUCGUUGAACCUACAAAUAGUCGGUUUAUAUGAAGCUUCUGAGCUUAUCGAUCAACAUCCUACGCUGUCUUCCACAACAACACACAUACUCAACAAAAUAAAGUCAAAUGCAAACAACAGUAAACAUGUAGUUGGGAUAGCUGUAGAUAACAGAAUUAUUCUUAAGGAUUCAAAAGAAGCGGGUCUACAUUCAAGCCUAGCCAGUCACAAUCAUUCACCAGCUAUACCUCAACAAUAA